Molecule: messenger RNA, 1248 nt
Organism: Gordionus sp. m RMFG-2023
Lineage: Eukaryota; Metazoa; Nematomorpha; Gordioida; Chordodea; Parachordodidae
Product: protein YIF1B-like
Exons: 8
Coding region: 51-1121 (356 amino acids)
Biological process (GO): endoplasmic reticulum to Golgi vesicle-mediated transport
Cellular component (GO): endoplasmic reticulum membrane; COPII-coated ER to Golgi transport vesicle; endoplasmic reticulum-Golgi intermediate compartment
Source: RefSeq, a predicted model, not a curated record
AAUUCGCAUUCAUGUAAUUCUGGUGUGUCAAAAAUGAAUGUGUGAAUAAUAUGUGGGAUUCUAAUAAAAUAAACCCCACUCCUAAAAGAGUGUCUUUUGGGGCAGCUAAUUUUAUUCCCCAGCAAAAUAUCAAUCAACCAUCAUCUUCCUAUGCCUUUGAUGAUAUUGGGCAAGAAAAUGUAUCUCUAUCAUCAAAUUAUUCUAAUACAAUUCCAACUCCUAAUAAAGGUCCUCCUCUAAUUAAUAACUAUUACACACCUCUUCCCAUACCAUUAAAUAAUUAUCAACCAAUGGCAGAUGUUGCUAUGACAUAUGGAACAGUUUUAGCAGAUCAAGGAAAACAUAUGAUGGAACAAAAGUUUGAGAGAUGGGUUUCCUUAUCCAGGCUUAAAUACUAUUUUGCUGUUGAUACAAAAUAUGUUGGUAAAAAACUCACAAUACUUAUGUGUCCCUAUUUGCACAAAGAUUGGGCACUCCAAUAUGAUCAAGAAAAUCAGCCUAUUGCCCCAAGGUUUGAUCUUAAUGCACCUGAUCUUUAUAUACCAUUGAUGGCAUUUGUCACUUUCAUACUGACUAGUGGUUGGAUUAUGGGAAUGCAAAAAAAAUUUACACCUGAACAAUUGGGAAUAAGAGCUAGCACAUGUCUUAUUUGGCAAAUCAUCGAAGUUCUGCUGACAACACUCUUGCUAUAUAUUAUGAAUAUUGGUUCGCUUUUAAGAAUUUUGGACAUUUUUGCGUUUAGUGCCUAUAAAUAUGUUGGGAUGAUCGUUUGUGUUAUAAUCGCCACUUUUUUCGGAAACAAGAGUUACUACAUAACGCUAGCUUAUUUCGGAAUCAGCAUAGGAUACUUUUUGAUCAAAACCUGGAGACUUAUCAUCUUGCCGAAUGCCUACAACACGACUUUUACGAAUCAGAAUCAAUAUCCCAAUCCGAACGAUCCCUACUACUAUGAUCCUCGUAUAAAAGCUAAUAAAAGACAGAAGGCUAUAUCGUAUCUACUGCUCAGUCUCUGUUUUUUGGUCCAACCAGUGAUGAUGUUCAUCUUGACCUAUCAUUUGAUACCCAAUUCUUCGGUCCUACCCAAUCGCACCCUUAAUAAUUUAGCGAACAAAUUUUUAUAAAUUAUUUUUUAUUAAGCAAUAUAUCUAGAGAUCUUUAAAAAAAUAGAGAGAAAAUUCAUUGUGUUAUAUAGAUGAUAAAAUUUUUUUGGGAACAAUAUUUAUAUUUUCAAAAAAAAAAUUACUGAAU